UAGUCUAUCUUUCAGCAUCACACCAUUUACUUAUUCAUUAGCUAGUGAUCACCCAAAAAAAAUUUAAUAAAAUUACUCUUGCUAGCUCUAGAGCCACGGUCACAUCCAUGUCACGCAAGUCAUCCUUAAUUCAGUUGUUUUCUCUGUAAACAUUUAUUGCUGAGAGCAGAGAGAGAAAUGGAGCUUCAACAUUUCAGUCACAAGCAUCCCUUGACGUACAAGGAAGAGCAGAAGAAAGAAGAUGGUCGACUAGUUUUUUGCAAUGCAUGCGGGGAUCCUGUGCUUGGCCCUAGCUACACUUGCAACAAGUAUCCUCCUGGCUUCACUCUCCAUAAAUCAUGUGCCGAGCUACCCCGUGAGAUCGAACACCCUUUGCACCGCAAACACCCACUUGUUCUCCUCACACCUACAAAAUACACUUGUGCUGCCUGUGACCAACGUUACAAAGCCAGCUUGGCUUAUAAUUGUUCUUUAUGCCAUUUCAACCUUGACCUCAAAUGUGCUUCCAAUUGGCAAAAUAUUAUUGAAAAUGAUCGUCACGAGCACACAUUCACCAUCUUUCGGAAGCGAAUAAAAUUCAAUUGUGAUGCUUGUGGAUCAUAUGGGAAUGGUAUCCCUUACUUUUGCAGCAUCUGCCAGCUCCUAGUCCACAAGAGAUGCACUCCUUCGUUACCACGCGACAUCAAAAUAACCGGGCACCAACACUCUCUCAUGCUCACAUGGUCCCUUGAAGAAAUUCGCCGAAGCAACCCAUUUUGCAAAGUAUGCUAUACGAGCAUGAAAAAGCAUCGUGCCGUUUAUUCUUGUCAAUGCUGCGGUUAUGUUGCCCACACUAAAUGUGCAACACAUGAGAGCUUCCGUGAUGUUACAACCACCGACAUUGUUGAGGAUCAGUCGAAAAAUAUGAUACUUGGAGCGUCCCAGCAGAUCAACAUGGUGGAGUACCAAAGAGAAUUAGCUGAACAUCAAAUCAAACACUUUAGUCAUCAACAUCUCUUAGCCCUGAAUGAUGAGGUUAAAGAUGAAGACAAUAAAUCCCGUACUUGCGAUGGUUGCAUCGGGCCCAUCACUAACGCAUAUUAUAGUUGUACAGAAAAUGAACGUUGCCAUUUCUUCCUCCACAAAACAUGUGCUCAAUUACCUACAAAGCUGCUUCACCCACUUCACCCACUUCCUCUUACACUGCUCCCAUGGGCUCCUUCUACUGACCGUGUGUUCUGGUGUCACUUGUGCAGGAACCUUUGCCAAGGCUUUGCAUACUACUGUAGCAAAUUUGACUUAUACUUUGACCUUGAGUGCAUUUCGCUUUCAGAGUCCCUUACACAUGAGUUUUAUGAAGAUCGCCUCUUUUUCAACAGAAGCUGGGAGAAGUACUACAACUAUUGCCAUGGUUGUGAUACAUCUAUUGGAGAAACUUUUGCUCGCUUCAGUUCUCUGACAAAUGACGGCUAUCAUGAUAUCUUCAAUUUUUGUAUCCAAUGUGUUAAGGUACCUUUGACUGCUAAGCACAGAUAUGACGAUCAUCCUCUCAAACUCAUCUUUAAAAGAGAUGGUUAUUGUGAAAUAUGUGAAGGAAAACAAUAUGAACGAGAAUGGUUGUACUCAUGCGAGGAUUGUGACUUUGAUUGCCAUACUUAUUGCAUUCUGGGGAGGUAUCCCAAAGUCAAGUUAGGGAGUACUUUCAAGAUUAGUGCUCACCCACACCUAGUCACCCUCAUCGAUAAGAGAAAGAGCGUCAUUCCUUUCGAUAAGAGAAGUAGCAUUCUUCCUUGUCAAUUGUGCGGUGGACCUUGCGAAGGAUUGGUCUUUGAAUGCUCUAAGUGUCAUGUAAAUAUCCACCGAUCAGAAUUAUAUUGUAUAGGGAGAGAAAAUGAGCUUAACAAAUUGCAGCGUCCCUGCAUAUUCACGGAACUGCAACCUAAUCAGUAUGGUCGACUGGUUUUUUGCAAUAUGUGCGGUGACCCGGUCGUUGGCCCUGGCUAUAAUGGAAACAAAGAUCCUCCCAACCUCACUCUCCAUAAAUCAUGUGCAAAGCUACCCCGUGAGAUUCAACAUCCAAUGCACCGGAAGCACCCACUUAUUCUUCGCAAACCUAGAUACUACUCGAUGACUAAGUGUGAUGUAUGUUCCCAACGCUGUAGAGACAACCAUACUUACACUUGUUCCCAAUGUGACUUCAACCUUGACCUCAAAUGUGCUUCCAAUUGGCGAAACAUUGGAAAUUAUGACUGCCAUGACCACCAAUUCACCGUCCUUCGGAAGCGAAUGAAAUUCACUUGCGAUGCAUGUAACAAACAUGGGAAUGGUGUCGCUUAUCUCUGCAGCAUCUGCCAGCUUUUGGUCCAUGAGGAAUGCACUUCGUUACCACGCCAGAUCAGAAUAACUGCGCACCAACACCCUCUCGUGCUCAAGUGGUCCUUUGGGGUGGUUCAGCCCCGGAAUCAAUUCUGCAGAGUCUGCCACAAACCCAUGAAGAAAGAAAGAGCUGUAUAUUCUUGUCAACAUUGCAGUUGCAUUGCUCACAAUAGAUGCGUAAUGAAGGAGGACGUUCGAAAUGAAAUAAUUGCGCUGGAGAAAGAAAGGCAUGGCCAUACAACUACCAAAAUCGUUGACGAUGAGUCUAAAGCUACGAUGCUUGGUGAGGCCCAGCAGGGCGACGACCGGAUAGAAUUAGCUGCACAAAUCAAACACUUUAGUCAUCAGCAUUUUUUGGUCCUGAGAGAUGAAGUGCAAAAAGAUGAUAGAAUUACUUGUGACGGUUGCAUCGAACCGAUCACAGAUGCCUUUUAUAGCUGUACAAAACAAGAAGAAGAUGAUUGUCAUUUCUUUCUCCACAAGACAUGUGCUCAAUUACCAACGGAGAGGCUUCACCCAUUUCACCCACACUUGCUCAAACUCCUCCCAAAGGCACCGUCUACGGAUGGCAUGUUCGAGUGCCAUGCAUGCAGCAGCUUUAGCCACGGCUUCCUCUACAGCUGUGAAAGAUGCCAGUUCUACCUUGACCUCCAAUGCAAUACUCUUUCCAACUCUCUUACACAUCCGGCUCAUAGACACCCCCUCACCUUCAACACAAAGGAUGACAAGGGGCAGUCCUACAUAUCGUCAAUAAGAGGCAUAUUAAGAAGGAGCAACCCUUCUUGUCGAGGUUGUGGUGAUUAUAGUCAACCAGCUGUCCGCUUCAGUUGUGUCAACUGCAAUUUUCAUCUGUGUAUCCAAUGCAUUCAACUACCUCUUACCGCAAGUCACAGGUAUGACAAUCAUCCUCUCAAGCUCACACAUCGUCGGGUUAAACAUGAACUGGGAGAAUGUUAUUGUCAAAUAUGCGAAGGAGAACGAGACUCAACACAUUGGUUUUAUUACUGCAAAGAUUGUGACUUCGAUUGUCAUCCUCAUUGCGUUGUUGGGAGGUAUCGCCAUGUCAAGUUAGGGAGCACUUACAAGCAUGCUCACCAACACCUUGUCACCCUUGUUGAGAAGAAAAAGAGCGUCAUUCCUUUUGAUAAGAGAGAUAACAUUCUACCUUGUGAGGCAUGUGGUAAACCUUGUGAAGGAUUGGUGUUUGAGUGUUCUCAGUGUAACAUCAAUAUCCACCGAACAGGAUACUGUUAAAAGAAAAUUCUAAAUUCUCAGAAUGUCUAAGAUUUGUUUCAAAUUUACUGGUUCUGAUUCCAUACAUUUCAUACAUAGUAUGCAUAAUCACAGCUUAGCAGAUCAUUGUUGAUUUUCUGCUUGUCCCUUUGCUAUAUAAUAAAGAGGGUUAACCACUUAAUCUGUUCAAAUUUUAAUCAAGUUGGCAUCCAUAUGAUAUAGCAGCAGAGUAUUAUGGCCUUGUUGGUUUCUUGUUUGAGAAGCAGUCCAAAGGCUUCAGCUAUUAUCAGUUUUCACUUUUGCUUUGUAAAUAAUCCUCAUGAAUAUAAUUUUCUGAUCAGCAUAUCCAAGAUCACACAUUGAAAGCAGCAAAUUGGUUCAUGCACACUUUUAUGCAGGGGAUUGUGCCGGCAGAAUUCCUGUAAAAUAUCUUAUAAAUGAAAUUGUUAGAUUUAUUAAAUUUUUUUGUCUUGCUAAGUGAUGCAGGAGCACGUAGGAAGCUCUCUAAGAUUACUUAGGCCCGUCAGUCAAUUGGGCUAGGGUUCUAUUUACUUUAAAUUAUUAUUUACUUCUUUUAUUUUCCUAUUCUUAAUUACUAGGAUUUGGUUUAAUAUCCUGUUUAGGUUUUUUCCUAUGUCAAUUAGGUUUUCUGUAUUCUAGAAUAAAUAGGCUAGUUAGAGACUCUUGUAUGAAGUUUUUGUUAAUGAAUAUAUUCUCAGACGUAACUCUAUAGAGUUUCUGUUGGAAUUUCCCCUAGAACUCAAUUAUCUUCGUUCCAACUUCGGUUCUAUUCUUUAUCCUUCUAUUCUCUGUAUUUUGGGUAUGUUUGGGUUACUAGACAGCAACUUAUAACCGCUGCCCUGCAUCACUAAGCCUCCUAAAUUUGAUAUAAUAGAAAAGAAUGAAACAUAUGGUAAAAAGAAACCUAACAAUUUGGGGAACAUGGUGGCCCAAUCAAUGUAUCAUUAAGUAAUGUUAAGGCAAAAAGAUCCAAAUAAUUGCACAGGGUAUCAACUAAAGCACCUUUUGGCUUUUGACUAACUUAUCUACAUUGCUAAAUUUUAAAUUAUCUACGAUUUUGUUAAUGUUCCACAAUGCCAACAGAAGUUGUCAGCAUAAUAUAUCCAAAUUUGUUGAGCCUUCCGUUUAGUUCAACCCCAGAAGUUUUACCAGCCCUGUGACAUCAACACACUCAAUCCCUUGAAAGUCUCCAUGCUUCUGCUUCUUUGAGUUUAGGGUUUAGGCCCUAAACCCUGAACCCUUGGCCCAUUCUCUUCCUUGUGCAUCCUCUUAGAGCAUCUCCACCCCAAAGGUCUAAGGCUAAGGCAAGGGCUGCUACUAUUCACAUGAAUAGUGGUAACCUUGCCAUUUGUGGUUCACCCCAAAAUGCUAAGGCAAAGGCAAUUACUAUUCACUUAAAUUUAUUUUUUAUACUUAAACCAUUGAUUUUGAUAAG
Molecule: messenger RNA, 5044 nt
Organism: Prunus persica (peach)
Lineage: Eukaryota; Viridiplantae; Streptophyta; Magnoliopsida; Rosales; Rosaceae
Exons: 3
Coding region: 178-3609 (1143 amino acids)
Source: RefSeq, a predicted model, not a curated record